Molecule: messenger RNA, 3497 nt
Organism: Perca fluviatilis (European perch)
Lineage: Eukaryota; Metazoa; Chordata; Actinopteri; Perciformes; Percidae
Gene: srp68
Product: signal recognition particle 68
Exons: 16
Coding region: 76-1854 (592 amino acids)
Biological process (GO): SRP-dependent cotranslational protein targeting to membrane
Cellular component (GO): signal recognition particle, endoplasmic reticulum targeting
Molecular function (GO): endoplasmic reticulum signal sequence receptor activity; signal recognition particle binding; protein binding
Source: RefSeq, a predicted model, not a curated record
CUUACAGUCUAUGGUCCUUGCUGGUUCUACUUCUGAGCAUGUGUAUAUGUGCCGCUUAGCUGUUAGCAUUGAGAGAUGGCCGCAGAAAAGCAAAACGACGCUAAAUUGUCCUCCAUGGAUGAAAAUAAAGAAAAUUCACCGGAUGGAGGACUAGGACUGGAAAUUUUGCAAAUAAUCAAGGAGUCCCAGCAGCAGCAUGGCCUCAGGCACGGAGACUACCAGAGAUACAGGGGUUACUGCUCCCGCAGACUGCGUCGCCUGCGCAAGACUCUUGGCUUCAGGAUGGGCAACCGACAUAAAUUCAUUGGGAAGAAAAUAACUGUUGAAAUGCUUUCUGACAGCAGGUAUCUAUUGUUGGUUUUGAUGGAGGCAGAGCGCGCAUGGAGUUACGCCAUGCAGCUGAAGCAGGAGGCCAACACAGAGCCACGUAAGCGCUUCCACCUGCUUGCAAGACUACGCAAGGCUGCCAAGCACAGCGAAAAGUUGGAGAAGCUCUGUGAGAGCCCCCGUGUUGACGCCAAGACCAAACUUGAGGCACAGGCCUACACUGCAUACCUGACUGGUAUGGUGGAGUUUGAACUGCAGGAGUGGAAGCUUGCCAUGGAAGCCUUCAACAAGUGCAAGACCAUCUAUGAAAAGCUUGCCAGUGCUUUCACUGAGGAGCUGGCAGUUCUGUAUCGCCAGCGUGUGGACGAGAUAUCACCCAACAUCCGCUACUGUGCUUACAACAUUGGUGACCAGAACGCCAUCAAUGACUUGAUGCAGAUGAGACUGACUGGUGGUGGAGGAGGCAUGAUGGCUGAGAAACUAGAGGCUCUGAUCACUCAGGCCAGAACCAAGCAGGCAGCCACCAUGAGUGAGGUAGAGUGGCGAGGGCGGUCGGUGCCUGUCAAGAUCGAUAAGGCCCGCAUAUUCCUGUUGGGUCUGGCAGACAAUGAGGCCGCUAUCGCUCAGACAGCUAACGAGGAGACCAAAGAACAUCUGUAUGAGACCCUGCUGGCCGAGUGCAGAGACACCAUCCAGGCUGUGAGAGAGGAACUCAAGAGUGAGGCGAAGCAGCGAGAGAGGAGCUCUGAUGCUGACAGCAGCAAGGUGUCCAACCUGCAGUUCCUGCACAGUUACCUGACCUACAUUAAGCUGUGUACGUUGGUGAAGAGGAAUGAGAGCAUGGCCCAUACUCUGCAGGCUAAACUGAAGGAACCCGAAGCCGACGAGAACAAGCGAGGGCCCCGUCCGCAGGAUCUCAUACGCCUCUACGACAUCAUCCUGCAGAGUCUGGCUGAGCUUGCCACCCUGCAGGGCCUGGAGGAUGACCACACCUUCCAGAAGGAGGUUUCCCUCAAGACGCUCGUCUACAAGGCCUACAGGUGUUUCUUCAUCGCCCAGUCUUAUGUGCUGGUGAAGAAGUGGAGUGAGGCACUGGUGCUGUAUGAGAGGGUGCUGAAAUACGCCAAGGAGGUCCAGUCUAAGGCCAAGAGCCUCAACAACACCCUGAAGGAUCUCCCUGAUGUCCAGGAGCUCAUUGCUGAGGUCAACGCUGAAAAAUACUCCCUUCAAGCUGCUGCUAUUUUAGAUACUGAUGAGACUGCUGAAGUUCCCUCUCAGCAGCAGGUCAAAGACAACACGCCCCUUUGCAAGCGCCUGGAGACCUUCCGCCUUGAUCCCGCCCUGGUAGGAAAGCAGCCCAAUUUGGUCCAGUUUCCUCCCGACUUCCAGCCAAUCCCCUGCAAGCCCCUGUUCUUUGACCUUGCUCUCAACCAUGUGGCCUUCCCGCCCCUGGAUGACAAGGUGGAGCAGAAGGGCAAGGGCGGUCUAACAGGCUACAUCAAGGGCAUCUUUGGCUUUGGCAGCUAAAUCAAUCCCCCAGGCUUUGGUUUCAACAGGAGAGCCACAAGUUCAUGAGUUUACCAAAACCAACCAGACUUGGGUCAGUUGUUACUUAGAAUCAUUUAAAAUUACUUUUAUGUUUGACUUUUAGUGCCUAAAGUGCAAGAUAGGUGGAGUUUGCAGUUGUGAGGAAGGCAGAGUAAGUCUAGUCUUCCAAGAAAGAUUAUAGAAAAGUAACUGAAUCAAUUUCCAAUAGCAAUAUGACCCAAGUCAACCAGCCCCCUCUAGUAAUAACAUCAGGCUGCAUGGGUUCCUAGAUUACAGGCUGCCUCCUCAAAUUGAGUUAUGGAGGUGUCUGUGAAUAUUAGGUUACAGGUUACCAUCCCAUGGUCUUUAAGUACAGCCAAGUUGUUAAUCUCAUAAUCCUGUCAGAGUAAACUAAUCCAUCAAUAGUAGUUCUUCUUUUUUCACUCAUGUAAGCGCCUUCAUGUAAUUACGUAUUAGUUUUUUCUUUAUGUGAGAUGUUUCUUAAACAUAAAAUUUACAAAGUGCAGUUUUGUUAUGGCAGUGACUUUGACUUAAAACAAAGUAGUGCUCAUCAAAUGCCAUCUAUAUUCUGUGUAGUUCAACAAACUGAAGCCGUUCUUAUCAAUCAUUAUAGUUUCAGAAGACCAGCGCUGUCCCAUUUCUUUCCUCCACCUUUGCUCUGGUCUCUCCUGCUUGUGAUUGUGCAUUAAGAAGCCAGUUUUUGAUUUAAAACUUCACCCCAUAUACUGACAAAGUCAAUUAUUUGGUUAAAAGCCAUGAAUCAAAGUGUGAAAUGUUUUUCUUUAAAAAAAAAAAAAUGCUGGAUGGUUCAGUGUUUUAAUUUGUCAACUUCACCAGUCAUACUGUAUAUGUUGUCCUGUAUGACAUUUGGCAUUAAACUUACCAUCAUUUUAGAGAAGGGUCCAACUGCUUCAGCUUGUCUAUGAAAGCGCAAGCAGCAAUUUCUAACACCUCCCAGUGUCUCGGGUUUUCAAGGCACGUUUUCUACAAAGGGGCCUGUUGGCUGAUGAUCUCAUAGUACCAGUGCAGCAUUUCACACUGUAAUUAAUUUGUGUAAUGUUUUUAUUUUGACAAUUUUAUUUGCAUUUCAGCAAAAUCAAUGUUGUAGGACAGCAGUCGACAUUAAGAAUGGAGGGAGUUUUUAGCGGCCUUUUUUUUUUUCAUCACACUACACUUCCCGUUUGUCCUCAUGAGUAGGACUUAAAUGUCUAUGGCUAUACUGUAACUAUAAAAACAUUUUGUCAUCUGUUUGCCAGUCAAAAUGUUCACAUCAAAGCCACACAUUUCCUCUGAUCCUUCAGAGACCUGGUUUGCCUGUGAUACCUGGUUAAACACUAGCUAGAGGAUUGGUUCAGUGUCAUUUUCCCACUUGAACAUUUUUCUGUUUUGCAUACAAAUUUUUAUCAAUUUCUUUUUUGUUUUUCUCCCCUUUUAAUGUUUUAUUUUAAAGAAUUAAGAUUGACGUGCUGGAAUAGUUCCAGCACUGUACCUCGAUUGGCCUGAAAAGAAACAGGUAGUCACGAUCAAUAGUUGUUGGAAACAUAACUGGAAAGAGAAAUGAAAUGGGAAUGUAUGAUUUGAUUUAAUUUCCAGGCCUAUUAUUAAAAUAUAUUUGCACCAAA